CUGUGAUGGAGGGUUUGGGGACAAAAAUAGCCUCAGUGGUGUGGCUUGUGUUCGCAGAGUAAUGUCCUGGGUACGCUAUACUAUUAGGGGAGGCAGCCUGUAUCUUUAAUAACCUACGUUAGUACCUCAUUCUACAGAACACGUCGUAACAAAAUGGUUAUAAAAGUAUUUCUAGCUUCUUCAUCAGGAUCGACAGCGAUCAAAAAGAAGCAACAGGAUGUGCUUGGGUUCCUGGAGGCCCUGAAAGUGGACUACGCUCCAUUGGACAUUGCCUGCAAUGAGGACAACCGCAUGUGGAUGAGGGAAAAUGUCCCUGUGGAGAAAAAGCCCACCAACGGGAUCCCUCUACCCCCUCAGAUCUUCAAUGAAGAGAGCUACUGUGGGGACUACGAGACAUUCUUUGAUGCUAAAGAAGACAAUGCAGUGUAUGCCUUCCUGGGUCUGCCACCUCCUCCAGGAUCCAAGGAAGCGAAAGAGGCUGAAAAGGCAUUUAUCCUUGAGAAUGGGCCUGUUAAAAAUGGGACUGUUGAGAAUGAGACCGUUGAGAGUGAGACCGUUGAGAACGGAACUGAUGAUGCUGAGGAUGAAGAGAACCUUGAAGCUGAGGAGGUUGAGGAGGAGAACCUUGAUGAUGACUCACUAAAAAGAGAGGUUCCGAUGGACUUCAAUGGAGAUGAACACACACAUGAGGUGGGAGGAGAAACAGGAGAGGAGGCAGCAGAAGAGGCCGCAGAAGAAGACGCCGCCACAGAAGAGAAGGUGGCAAAGGAGGAGGAGGAGGCGGUCAAAGACACAGAGGAAGCCGCAGAAGACACUAAGGCCCCCGUGAAGCAGGAAGAAGCCCAGGAAGAAGUAGAGGAUGAUGAGGCUAAGGGAGAAGACGAUCAGCCGGUUUCUGAGGGAGAAGAGGAUUUGGGGUCGGAGGAGGAAGAAGAGCUGCGACAGCUUGAGGAAGAAGAAGAGGCCCCAGAGGUAACAGAGCAGGAAGAAGAGGACGAGUAGUUACAGCCAGGAAAGGUUUAGGAUGUGAUUUACUACUGCCCAGCCUAGAGAGACCCCCUGUUCCGAUCCUUCCUGACCCCCCCCGACCCCUCAGACCGUCCCACACCCAUCCCACUACCCACGAUGCCCCCACCUGCUCACUGGGAAUGCACAUGUCCCCCUGCUGGACCCUGCUGGCUGAAACCUGCCAAUCACACACUGUCUGUACGGCCACCCAUACUCCAGAGAUAACCCCCUGUUUUACCAGAUGUUUAUAUUGCGUAGGGGACUAGGACUAGAGAAGAUGUGUUGCUGUACUUCAUUUGUAUAAUGUUGUUAGUUAUGGUAGCUUCCAUCCAGUGUGUAGCUCAAUUACAUAGUGUUAUCAGUUUGGUUUUUUCAGCAGCUUUUCUAAAUGUACAUACACAGUCAUAUGUUAAGCGUUUUAAAGAUUUCAAACAUACUUCUCAUGUUUCAAAUUGAAAAUGGUAGUUUUAUACCACAGUUUGUAUAGGAUGAUGAGCAUGUCACCACCAACAACUUAGCAGUCAAUGACGGACAGCUAUAACCCUGUAAGUAUAUGAGUGAAGAUCACUCUACUGUGAACUGCAACCAGUGAAUGGACUUAUAAUCUCAGACUGAAACAGAUCUAUCAAUGCAGUGUCUCUCACUCGAUGCCAGCAAAGAUGUUAGAUCUAUAUGUGUGAAUGCAGCCCAGUGACUCUAUGUCUCAAUCCAACAUGAGAAAAACCCUUGUGUAGGGUUUCCACUAGCUUUCAUAGCCACAAAGUCAGAUUCCACAAAUUGCUUUUGGUCUUACUUUAAGGUUAGGCUUAAGCAUAAGGUUAGCAGUGUGGUUGGGUUGGGUAAAAUAUUAAUUGUAGAAAUGGGCGGGGUUUAGCCAUAAUUAUGACUUUGUGGCUGUGGAAACUAGUGACAACCCUCAUGUAGCGUGCUUUAUGACUGUGUUUGCAGCUACUGGACACCAGUCACUGAACGUUACUGUCUGCUGAUCUACUGUGCACUUUGUUGAAUGUAAAAUGAAGUGGAUGACUAAGAGAUCCCCCUAGAUGUAAGAGAAGUGAAAUGCCAAUAAAGUUGAUGGUGUGAACAGCU
Salmo salar (Atlantic salmon) is the source of this 2097-nucleotide messenger RNA. RefSeq names its product adapter SH3BGRL. Lineage: Eukaryota; Metazoa; Chordata; Actinopteri; Salmoniformes; Salmonidae. The record is from RefSeq and is a predicted model, not a curated record. Gene Ontology annotation, cellular component: cytoplasm.